Messenger RNA from Strongyloides ratti, 513 nucleotides. RefSeq names its product NADH dehydrogenase [ubiquinone] 1 alpha subcomplex subunit 13. NCBI's taxonomy places the organism in Eukaryota, Metazoa, Nematoda, Chromadorea, Rhabditida, Strongyloididae. The coding region runs from base 1 to 513 and encodes 170 amino acids. The record is from RefSeq and is a predicted model, not a curated record. The transcript has 2 exons.
AUGGUUAACAAUGAUUUCAAACAGGAGAUGCCUCCUCCUGGAGGGUAUCGAAAUUUUAAUUUUGCCAGGACAUUUCCAAAACAGUUAUUUAGACCUUACUUGGUUACUGGUAUUGUUGCUGCAUGUACAGCUUAUGGAGCUUACCAAACAUAUAUGGUUAGAAAACAUUUGGUAACAGAAAAAUUUGAAGAUGUUGACAUUCAAAAUGCUUUACAACCUUUUUUAACUGCAGAACGUGAUAGAGAUUGGCUUCGUUUUCUUAAAAAAAAUAGGGAUUUAGAAAAUGAAAUUAUGAAAGAUGUUCCAGGUUGGAAAACAGGAACAUGGUAUGGUGAACCUGUAUAUUUUACACUUGGUGAGAAAUGGUGGGAUCCAUCAUUAGUUGAAGUAUAUGCUCAUUCAAGUCAAUCUUCUUUGAAUACAGAUCAUUGGUGGAGUCAUCACAGUGAAUAUGCUGCUCCUAAAUUCUAUGAUAAGUAUUUACCAAAGUGGGUGCUUAAUACUUUUUGGUAG